This is a messenger RNA of Paramecium tetraurelia, 1944 nucleotides long. RefSeq lists its product as uncharacterized. Lineage: Eukaryota; Ciliophora; Oligohymenophorea; Peniculida; Parameciidae. The transcript is spliced from 2 exons. The record is from RefSeq and is a predicted model, not a curated record.
AUGUCUCCAAAUUCCAACACCAGCGUAGAUAUCACCUAACUAACUAAUGUAUUGUAACACUUUUAUCAAUAGUUACAUAUGUAGAUAUUAAAAAUGGUUGAAAACAACAGCAAGGAUACGGAUAUUAUGAAAAUUAUGGAUACCAUCAAAAUAUUAUCAAAAGGCCUUGAAAAGGCAUCUUAAAGUGAGUUGGAAUUGGGUUAUAAAGAUCGUUAAUUAUAGAAGGCUCAAUAAUUAUAUAGUGAUUUGGAAUAGAAAUUUUAAGUAUUGAAAACUAAAUAUGAUGACUUGGAGGGUUAAAAUAAGAAUCUUAAGACCAAAAUUGAUGAAUUGAUGCAUCAAAAUCAAUUAAAUUAUCAUUAAUAUUAAUUACAAACUAAGUUAAGUGGUGAUUUAAAUCAUAAAGUAACUAAUUUAGAAUAAAGGUUAGAAAUCAUAUUAGAAAGUGAUUUCCCUAAUGAAUCUGUUAAUAUUAGAAAAACACUAACUGACUUAGUAAAAGAAUGUGAAAGAUAAAAAAGAGAACUAUAAUUAAAGAAUUAAGAAAUCUCUCGACUAACUGAACAAUAUAAAUCAUCUCAACAACGAAUCAGUAAACUAAAUUAAAAACUCGAAUUAAUGAAAAAAAAAAUCUCAAUUAGAGAACUUGAAAAUUUGGCUUUGGAUAGAGCUGAAUGGAUUCAAUAAGAUGACAAAUAAAAUGAUCCAACUCAGAUUUUAAUUCGAUAUUAAGCUUGUGAUAAUUUAGAUUUCAGAAUCAAUGCUCUUAAAUUAGAAUUUGCAGAUAUCAUGAAUGAUAUCUAAGAAUAAGGAACUACUGUGUUUACUUAAAAGGUGAUGUAAUCAACUUAGAAAUAAAUCAAAGAAUCCAUUCAAUUAGUAACUUCAUAAUAUUUGUCAUUUAAAGACUUUUCUGAGAAGCUUAAUAUGAUGCUUAAAUAACUGAUUUCCCUCUAAUUGAUUGAAUCUCUUUAAGAGUAGAUGCAGUUCAUUGAAUAUAAUUUUAAACAUGUCUUUAUGUGUUAAAAUACAAGGUUGUGGAUUUUGGAUGCUUAAAUGGGAAUCCUUUACUCAAGCAAUAAUUAACGAGUCUUAAUUAAUAAGGGAUCUUUCAGUGAAGUGUUGCGAUUCUAAAAGCCUUUACACAAACGAGAUUAUAACCUUUUAUGUGACAAUACCAAUCAUGUUGCCAUGUAUACAAAUCAAAGUCUCCUUUAUCCAAUCUUCAACCAGAAUCAAAUAUUAUCAGGUAUCUUAGAAAUAAGCAAUUCUGUAAGUGAUUACUUUUCUUUUGAUGAAGAGUAUUAUGGUGUAAUUUUGGCUAAGUUCUGCGAAUAAUUGAUUAAAACUUAAAUAAAAACCAGGUUGUUGUCAGUUACACUAAAGUUCGAUUCUAUGGUUUAAAAUGCCUUUCAUGAUUUUCUUGUAAGUAAAACUCAGUUUGAAUUGUAUAAACAUAUACGUUAUUGGAUGGAGACAAUUUUAACUGUUUCAAUGAUAGCCUUUUAUUUUGUUAAGAAUGAGUCAUUUAUUACUUAUAAAACCAUUGGAACUAGCUGGGAUGGUAUGACUCAUAAAAAUGCAGUUACCUAGGGUAGAGUUUUAGAUCAACCAAUUAUUUUAAGUAAAAAAGGCAUUGCAAAACAAGUUUGUGAUCGUAAGAAAGAAUUAAUAGUAAUGAACAUGAGAAAAUCAAUAGAGUUCGAUGAAACCAUAGAUUUGGAUUCGAUCUUGCCAGUUCUAAUCCAUCCAAUUAUUUAUGAUAAUCAAGUGAUUGCUGUAUUUGAAGUUCCAAUUAAACAAAGAAAUCUUCUAAAGUAGGAGAAGGAUAAAAUUAUGCUUGGCAGUUCAACCAUAGUUGGAUUGGAUCAAAGUUUUGAAAUGAUGGCUGCGAAAUUAGGAACUACUAUUAUGAAUGCAAUUAAUAUUUUAAAGCUGUAAUGA